AAUGUGACUUCGAGAACACAGUACACAGAGCAUCAUUCACCGUGCCCGCUUCUUCUCUCGUCUCCCACGCUCACAUCGCAUUCUCCCGCUCUAUGCUCGCGCAGAUGUGGACCUGAAAACUACUCAACCUCUCGUUACAAAAUUGCCGUUUGUAUGUAAUUGCUCGACAUGUUUUUCACAUUAAAUUAGACUGAACCUGAAGACUGCUUGUCACACGUAGACCAAUGCUGUUUUUGGGAAUAAAAUAAACUACAAUUUUUCUUUUUGGGUGCGUAGGUUGGUUGUCUUGACUAGAGCAACAGUAUGGAUCUCUCAUUUAUAGCUGCACAGAUCCCAGUCAUGACGGGGGCCUUCAUGGACUCCUCACCCAAUGACAACUACAGUGCCGACCACUCGCUCUUCAAUUCCUCGGCCAGUGUCCACGCCGCCUCUGCGGCGACCUCAGCCCAGACCCAGCAGGACGACCAGUCCUCGUCCAGUGAUGCCAUCUGGCUCUGGAUUGCCAUCAUCGCUACUAUCGGCAACAUUGUGGUGGUGGGAGUGGUCUACGCAUUCACCUUCUGAUCCAUCUUGCCUUCCUGUCCACCAAGCCAAAAAUGAGUGAGCUUCCCCAUGGGGGAACGUGAUAAAAGGCAAAGGAUAAAUAUCACAUAAUGAAUUACCAAAGGGCUCCGGGAUGCAAACGCUGACUGCGGUGUGGGGUUUCUUUAGUUGAAGCUUCAGCAACAUUCACUUUCAAUAAAAAAACUCUAUGUUUCAGGAUAGGAACAAUAUACCAGUACGCACAAGUUCAACUGAAGUCUGAAUGGUAUUUUCAACUUUAGUCACCUAACUUUCAGUAGACAUCACGCUCCUGGAUGUUGUUGUGUUGCAUUGUGGUACUGAGGGCGAUAGGAUACGGACAGGGUGAACCGGACCAUCUUAAAUGUCCCCCAGAUAGAUGAGAGGCAAUUACGAGGAGUGCUGCUUAAUUAUUUGGAUGAACAGAGACGUGAAUCUUAAAACAUUUAAGUGAUGCUGGGAAUACUUCUGCAUUAGCCAUGGGCUCAGGUUCUUACAGUCCAUUAUCUGUUCUGACAAAAGAAAGCUUCUCAGUUUCUAUAGCAAUGCCACACCAGUUUAUGGUCCAAUAAAGGAAAUCACUCCACCAUC
Molecule: messenger RNA, 1152 nt
Organism: Oncorhynchus kisutch (coho salmon)
Lineage: Eukaryota; Metazoa; Chordata; Actinopteri; Salmoniformes; Salmonidae
Exons: 2
Coding region: 304-564 (86 amino acids)
Source: RefSeq, a predicted model, not a curated record